AUGAUGAACCAAGAUAUUGAUUUUGACGAAUAUUGUGAUCCGAACAAUCCAAGAAAAAUCAAAUAUGACGACAUCCUCGCAGCCUCUAGGAGAAUCGUUGGUGGUGUGGUCAGGACACCAUGUUCAAAAGCGCACAUGUCCGACAAACUUGGAAUGGAAGUAUUUCUGAAGCAAGAAUUUUUACAAUACACUGGAUGUUUCAAGGAGCGUGGAGUCCGUAACACGUUGAUGUUGCUGUCGGACGAACAGAAGAAGUAUGGGGUGAUAAGCGCGACGACCGGGAACCAUGGCAUUGCUAUGGGCCACCACGCGAACGUGAUGAGCAUACCCUGUGUAGUGGUUAUGCCUAUCACUACUGCCAUGAAUAAAGUCUCCAAAUGCGAGCGGACCGGGGCGAAAGUUCUUUUACACGGCGCUAAUAUAAAUGAAGCCAAAUCACACGCUAUGGGUAUCCGUAGUGAGAAAAGGAUGACCUACAUCAAUGGAUAUGAUCAUCCAAACAUCAUGGAAGGACAGGGUACCGUGGGCAUAGAGAUCAUAGAACAAGUGCCUGGAGUGGACGCUGUGCUGGUGCCCGUGGGCGGAGGCAGCUUGCUUGCAGGCGUCGCAGUCGCUAUCAAGCACCUCAAGCCUGACACUGAGAUUUACGGAAUUGAAACAGACAAGACUUGUAGCAUGGUUGAGUCACUAAGGAAAAAUGAACGAGUCAUGAUGGAAAUUGGAUCCACAAUUGCUGACGGGCUCGCCGUCGGCAUGGUUGGAGUAAAUAGCUUUCACAACACCAAAGGACUUGUGGAUAAAAUGAUCGUAGUGAAAGAAGACUGGGUAGCGCGCGCUAUUAUGCACCUCGUGGAAGAUGAAAAGUUUAUAGUAGAAGGUGCUGGUGCGACUACGUAUGCAUCGGUCAUGGCAGGACUGUUUCCCAACCUCAAAGGGAAAAAAGUGGUGUGUAUAUUGAGUGGAGGCAACAUCGACUCGACAAUUCUGGCGCGUGCGUUGGAACGAGGCAUGUCAGCAGAGGGUCGACUGGUGAAGUUCAAGGUGACGGUGCACGACCGGCCGGGAGGCAUGGCGGAGCUGUGCGCCCUACUUGCUAAUAUGGGCAUCACUCUGCGGGACCUCGUGCCUGAGCGCGCCUGGGUCAAAGCGGAUGUCUUUAGUGUUCAGUUGAAAAUCAUAGCUGAAACUAGAGGCUGGGACCACCUGAAGGAGCUGGUAGAACAGAUAAAGAAACAUUACAAAGAGUAUUUCUUCCAAGAUAUGGGCGAUCGCUCGGACAAAGCCCCGACCACGAGACGCGGGCCCUGUCUUGCCCCCAACCCUGUUUGCAUGCAGAAGUAA
Messenger RNA from Pectinophora gossypiella (pink bollworm), 1341 nucleotides. Its product is annotated as L-threonine ammonia-lyase-like. Gene Ontology annotation, molecular function: L-serine ammonia-lyase activity; threonine deaminase activity. NCBI's taxonomy places the organism in Eukaryota, Metazoa, Arthropoda, Insecta, Lepidoptera, Gelechiidae. Gene Ontology annotation, biological process: L-serine catabolic process; L-threonine catabolic process. The record is from RefSeq and is a predicted model, not a curated record. The coding region runs from base 1 to 1341 and encodes 446 amino acids. The transcript has 9 exons.